Molecule: messenger RNA, 1071 nt
Organism: Kwoniella botswanensis
Lineage: Eukaryota; Fungi; Basidiomycota; Tremellomycetes; Tremellales; Cryptococcaceae
Exons: 4
Coding region: 1-1071 (356 amino acids)
Biological process (GO): tRNA wobble uridine modification
Cellular component (GO): elongator holoenzyme complex; nucleus; cytosol
Molecular function (GO): tRNA binding
Source: RefSeq, a predicted model, not a curated record
AUGCCUUCCAGAUCAUCCGGGGAUACCGGACCUCUUCUCAGCGGAGCACUAGAUAACGCUCAGAUACCACACCAAUCACUAUGCGUCAUCAGCGACAGUAUAAGUUUUUCUGGGUUGAACAUCUUCAAAGAAACCCUCGCAAGGGGUAUACGGAGAGGGGAAGAGACGACCCUGAUCUCCAUCCUUCACCCUCCCGAAAUACUCCUACCAUCUUCAACAUCAUCGAAAAUCAAUGUUAUAGAUUUAUCAAAUUCUAUCAAUGGCUAUGGCGAGGAACCAACAUCGAUUGAGAGUAUAAAAGAGAAAAUUCUGUCCACUUAUACAUCCGGACAGAUAUUUAUCGACGCUUUGGAUAUCUUAUCUGAAGAUUAUUCAGCCUCGAAAGUAUUAUCACUUCUCAAAAAUAUUCUCAGCGUAAUCAAAAAAGCUAAAGCACCAUCCCGUCUCAUCCUCCUCCUCCCACCUUCUUCAACAAUUUACCACUCCCUCAUCACACCGUCGUUCCAUUCAACACUCACCCUGAUCACUCCUCAUUCACCACAUUUGGUCGAACACCUAUCGAAAUCCUAUCUCUCACCUAUAUCUUCGAUACCUUCACCGAACCUAUGGAUGAUUCUUGAAAAUACCACUAAAAGAUCAACUCAUCAGGAUAUGGCUCUUAAAGCUUCAAGUGAGAAGAUCGAAUUUGAUCCGUGCUGGACACAAUCUCUGGGCGGCCCAACAGCAAUCGUACAAGUAUUGGUGCGGAAGCCGACGGGAGGAAUUAAAGGGAUAAGUAGAUCUUUAGAAGGUCUCAAGUUCAAUGAUGAAGAAAAGGAAUUCAGAGUGGUGGAUCUGGAUCAACUUGUAGAUUUGAAUCCUUUCUCCAAGCCUCUGACUGCUUCAGUGAGUGGAGGGGAUAAGACUAUAAACACUCAUUCGGAGUUGGAUUUACCGUUUAAUCUGAGUUUGACGAAUGAGCAGAGGAAUAAGAGAGCUCAAGUACCACUGCCUUAUGCUCAUGAGGGUGAGGGAGCGAGUGGGGAUUUGAUAUGGGAGGAUGAAGAAGAGACGGAUGAUGAGGAGAUAUAA